AUGCCUAAGGGGAUCAUUAAAAGAUUGGAAAGCAUGUGUAGGAACUUUCUUUGGACUGGAAAAGAAGGAACCUUUAGAAGGGCCCCGAUUGCUUGGAGCAAAAUUUGUGAGCCAAAAAGACAAGGGGGGCUGAAUGUGUUUGAUUUGGAGAGAUGGAACAAGGCUUGCCUUAGCAAGCUAUUAUGGGACCUUUGCAAAAAGAAUGACUCACUGUGGGUAAGAUGGAUCCAUAGUUACUAUAUAAAACAGGAUCAGGUUAUGACUGUGAAGGUAAAACCCAGUUGUUCUUGGAUGCUCAGAGCAAUUCUGAAUCAAAGAGAGAAUCUGGAAGGGAUGCAGGCCUGGAAUGCUCAGAUGUGUGCUAGGAAAUUCUGCAAGAAAAAGAUUUAUAAUGGCCUACUAAAGAAUGCUGAAACUGUUCCUUGGAGGAAGAUAUUUUAUGAUAAUGAAGCUAGACCUAGAGUUGUUUUCAUCACUUGGUUAGUAUGCCAUGGCCGAUUAGCCACAAAGGAUCGGUUAAAGAGAUUUGGUAUCCUGGAUAAUGAUAAUUGUGUGCUGUGUGCAGGGACUGAAACUCUAAACCAUCUGCUCUUUGAGUGCAACAAGAUGCAUGAUAGUUGGAGGGAGACAUUAAAUUGGAUGCAAAUGGAGCAUACCCCUCAGAAUUGGGAGCAUGAGCUGCAGUGGAUCAGCCACAUGAGCAAGAAGAAAAGUUGGAAAACUAGACUUUUGAAGACUGCGUUUGUAGAGACUGUGUAUGCUUGUUGGAGUUAUAGAAAUGCCAUUGUUUAUAGAGCCGAUGAUAGAGAUCGGAAUAGGAAUAUACAUAAUGAGAUCAUAGAUACCAUUGUUCAUAGGAUUUGGAGGAAACCGAGUCUUAGGGAGAAAAUAGCUCCGUUUCUUCUUUGA
Messenger RNA from Vicia villosa (hairy vetch), 909 nucleotides. RefSeq lists its product as uncharacterized. The record is from RefSeq and is a predicted model, not a curated record. NCBI's taxonomy places the organism in Eukaryota, Viridiplantae, Streptophyta, Magnoliopsida, Fabales, Fabaceae. The transcript has a single exon. The coding region runs from base 1 to 909 and encodes 302 amino acids.